This is a messenger RNA of Fonsecaea erecta, 1116 nucleotides long. RefSeq lists its product as hypothetical. The coding region runs from base 1 to 1116 and encodes 371 amino acids. The record is from RefSeq and is a predicted model, not a curated record. NCBI's taxonomy places the organism in Eukaryota, Fungi, Ascomycota, Eurotiomycetes, Chaetothyriales, Herpotrichiellaceae. The transcript has a single exon.
AUGAAUAGCACUUCAGAUGUGCUGGACAUGACUGCGACUGUUUCCACGUUGCCUCCCCUUACAUCAACGACCAACGUGCCAUCGACGACCAGCGUGCCAUCGACGACCAGCGUGCCAUCGACGACCAGCGUGCCAUCGACGACAGUAGGUACUCCAGCCUCUGAACGACGGGCACAUUACAUCCAGUCUCGGCUCGAGAGGAAUCGUCGAGAGAAAGAUGUCGUCCGUAACAAACUGAAGCAGAUAAAGAAGGAGCUUGGUGACAGCCGUGAUCGUGAAUCCAGACUGCGCCAAACUCUGAUGUGGGAAGAGCAAACCCUUCUAGCAGAGAAAAAGAGUCUUGAUGAGAUCGAGAAGAAAAUCAGGCAAGCUCAAGCUGAGUUCACGUCCAAGGAAAAGGACUUCCUUCACAUGGGCAGGUCUGUCCGCCAGUUGAAAAAAGAGAUCACCAUGGUAGAAGCAUCUAUCCGUGGUCGCAAGACCGAAGUUGCGCAUUUGGAGAAGGAGCUGGAAAGUGAUUUUGAAAAUCAAACCGCCGAAGUCGCUCGUCAAGCUGAAAUACUUGACAUGAGUCCUUCAGAGAUCGAAGAUAUUGCAAUCCAUGCAAUAAGCAACCACGCCUUUGAACAAAAAAUCGUUAGGGCGGCUGAAGACACGGCAACCCCAACCAUGAUCAGGGACAUUCAAAGCGAGAUGUAUCAAAGAAUCACAGGCAUCACUCCAGAUGAGUUCCAAGAACUGAUGCAGCGCAUCCUGUCCUCUAAGGAAGCAUUGAUCUGCGAGCAAAUUGUCGACGGAGUGGAUGAAAGCGAAGGCAAUUCUCGAAAGCACGAGAGCGACUGCGACAAGAUCGGAAACUUCAAAGAAGAUUACGAGCGUGGGCCCAAUGUGGUUCUUGACAGCGACAGCGAAGACAAUAUCAUCAGACCUGGCCGGCGCGUAAGCGGGUCACCGAACGUGGGGUCUCGCGGUAAAAGAUCGACACCGAGUGACACUGAUACUGAGUCUCGAUCUGAGGAGCCGUCCGGGUGGUACAGGAAGAUAGGAACAUUGCGUCGCCGUACACUAUCUCGUUAUGCGAGACCCAAAUCAGGAAUUAGCCUGUCGUGGAAUUAA